CUCAUUGCGGCCAUCGCGAGCGACUCACGCGAACGUGGGAAAUAUUUCGUCUGAAUUCGAAUUUGACGUGUGUUUUUUAUUAAUUUCUCGCAAGGGUUGACGGACAAGCAACGAUGCAGAACCUCAUACGGUCAGCAAUCCUGCUACUCGCAGUAGCAGCUACGUGCGCAGCGCCAGCAUCAGACAAUAACCUCACACAGGACAAAAAUGAGCCAUCAACUCAUGAGUUUCUCAGCUCCCUCGGUCUUAAGAAGCUGCGUUUACCAGCCGCCCACCACAGAAAGCGGUUAGCUGAACAAGGCAGGCGACAUAGUACUGGCGACUCCAGAAUGUUCGUGAUCAAGCUACCACCAAACAUGAACUACUACAGUAAUAUAGACCCCGCACCAGUUGCAGCCAGGAAAUUACCACUUCAAAUGCAUGGCAACGGAAAACCAGCUCGUGUGUAUCAUUGGAACCUUCCAGUUCUCAACAAGCUGGCAAAAAACCGGCCUCAGGCGCGUCUCAAUGAUGACAUAGUGAAUGUAGAAAACAGUCCAACUUGGGCAAAGGCUCACCCCAAUGCUAUAGAGUCGAUAGCCUACUAUGUCCCGGCGAAGGUUCCGUCUUUCAGAAAAUACUACUCUGGUAAUGGAAAACCCAAGUCGUUUUACGUCUUAGAAAAAGACAAGAAAGCUGCGGAAUAUCACAAGUUCCUGCCAUAAUUUCACGUAUUCAACCUGUAUAACUUUCCAGGCUUGCAUUUUGCUACCUUUGAGUACCACAAUCUUAUUAGAUUUGUUAACAUAAUCGCUAUUGUUGAAAUGCAUCGUAUUUUUAAUUAUCAAUGUUGCCAGUUUAAAAAAAUAUUCCAGUGAUUUAUUAAAUUCGUAAUUUUUUCUUAAUCUAUGUUAUUUAUAUUUUACAUUCAAAACCCAGUGAUACAUUAUACUUUACUAUACUAAAAAGGUUUUUCUCUGAAAUAUGUACACGCAAUAAUCGUCCAAUAUUAUAAGGACAUAUUUUGUUUGUAAAUAGUGGCUAAUAGCUUAAGUAACAAUAGGUGCUUCAAUAAUUACUGAAGACUGCGAUACGAAUUUAAAUUAUUAUCAAUUAGCUUUAGAAUUAUUUAAGAGCCAAAAAUUCAAAUAGAAUUCUGGACCAAAAGAUAGGGUCAGGGAUUACUUUUUGCCGAAAUUUAUUUCUCUUAGUUCUAUUUGUAAACUUAAAUCAUAACAUUUUAAAGAUAUGAUAUUAAACUAAGCUCAAAAUGUGCAUUUAAUCAAAUAUUAAUAAUAUUUUAUAAUGUAUAGCUUUUAACUUAAAAACGCAACGCGUGCAUCUUGGCCUUAGGAUCGGAACAGUAGGUUAAAGGUCGAAUUCUGGUUUAUGACAACUAGAUAGACUAAAAUACUACUGAGACGCAAAUUAGUAAUGUCACUUAUCACAAACUAUUUUUGCUUUAUUUCAAAGGCAAGAUAGAAUAAUGAAUGUAAUAUUCAAGUUUAUAAUCUGUGCUUUGUACCAAGUUUUAAUCAGAGCAAAGAUAAAUAAAUCUUAAGUCAGAAAUGUUUGAACACAAACUUUUUUAUGCCGAAUUUGUUGUAAGUGCCGGGCCCCGAACGUACGUAAUAAAUGUAUAGGAGAACCUUAUACAAGGUUUAAUAAUUUAAUAAUAAAGGCAAUUAUUGUAUUUGAUUAUUUGGUUUAGCCUACAAAUAUGUAGUCGAUCAACUUAA
Molecule: messenger RNA, 1718 nt
Organism: Pieris brassicae (large cabbage white)
Lineage: Eukaryota; Metazoa; Arthropoda; Insecta; Lepidoptera; Pieridae
Exons: 2
Coding region: 114-704 (196 amino acids)
Source: RefSeq, a predicted model, not a curated record